AUGAUUACCUCAAGACAAGAGGAGAUACUGGUCCAAUUGUUCGUCUUUGCAAUCUUUAAACAAUGUCAAUUGAUACCUCCCUACACAUUGAUUUUCCUAGCUCUUUCCAAACAAUUACAUUCUAUCUAUGUACUAAGGCUCUUUGAUGCUGGGAUAAAAAUGUCAGUGUUUCACUGUGAUAUGGUUCAGUCUUGCUUUGUUCAUCGAAAUGAAUUAUUCUUCUGUCAAUGGACUGUCAACUGGCAUAUGUUAUUGGAAUCCAAUUUUCUAUCUCAAGGAUUUGCUUAUACCAUGCUUACAGCCACUCACGUCUCAUUACUAGGGCUUUUUGCCUGGACAAGAUGGUGUAGAGCGUAUGCGUUCCAUACAGUUAAGCUUUGCUUUACCUCUAAUCUGAUUGGGAUGGUGUGCGCACGCACAUUGCAUUACCAAUUCUAUUCAUGGUAUGCACAUCAAAUUGUCUACCUGUUCUGGCAAACUUCAUACCCGGUUUGGAUCAGUCUCUUGGAACAUUUAUCCCUCAGCAGCUUUAUCAUCAUCUUUACAAAAUCUAAGAUCAAAUGA
Messenger RNA from Melampsora larici-populina 98AG31, 564 nucleotides. RefSeq lists its product as uncharacterized. Gene Ontology annotation, molecular function: dol-P-Man:Man(5)GlcNAc(2)-PP-Dol alpha-1,3-mannosyltransferase activity. The record is from RefSeq and is a predicted model, not a curated record. Bases 1 to 564 code for a protein of 187 amino acids. NCBI's taxonomy places the organism in Eukaryota, Fungi, Basidiomycota, Pucciniomycetes, Pucciniales, Melampsoraceae. Gene Ontology annotation, cellular component: endoplasmic reticulum. The transcript is spliced from 9 exons.